This is a messenger RNA of Myripristis murdjan (pinecone soldierfish), 714 nucleotides long. Its product is annotated as low affinity immunoglobulin gamma Fc region receptor II-like. The transcript is spliced from 4 exons. Gene Ontology annotation, cellular component: external side of plasma membrane. Lineage: Eukaryota; Metazoa; Chordata; Actinopteri; Holocentriformes; Holocentridae. The record is from RefSeq and is a predicted model, not a curated record. The coding region runs from base 1 to 714 and encodes 237 amino acids. Gene Ontology annotation, biological process: cell surface receptor signaling pathway; immune response. Gene Ontology annotation, molecular function: transmembrane signaling receptor activity.
AUGGAGGUCACAGCUGUCUGCCUCACACUGGAUCCAGCUCGUCUUCAUGUUGAUCCAGACAGCCUGCAGCAUUUUGAAUACAAGUCCAUGUCUUUCAGCUGCGAGGGGCUUGAUGGCUCUUCUGGAUGGAAAGUGGAGAGGAAUAUCAACAGGAGAAUGACAACGUGUUCAUCUAACUUUGAAACGCCAAAAGAGUCCUCCUGCAUUUUUAACACUGCUUAUGCCUCCGACAGUGGAGAAUACUGGUGUGAGAAUGAAAAGGGACAGAGAAGUGACCCCAUCAACAUCGCUGUCACUGGUGGCUCUGUGAUCCUGGAGAGUCCUGCCGUUCCCGUGAUGGAGGGAAAAGAUGUCACUCUGCGCUGUAAAGCCAAGACGACUCCCUCCAACCUCAAAGCUGAUUUCUAUAAAGAUGGCUUCCUCAUCAGGACAGGAUCCACGCAAGAGAUGACCAUCCACAGGCUCUCCAAGUGUGAUGAAGGAUUCUACAAAUGCAGUAUUUUUGAUUCUGGAGAAUCAACUGAGAGCUGGCUCAAAAUCCGAGCGUCAUCAUUUUCAACACUUCAGAAUGAAGAGACUCCUGACUCUCCUCAUCCUCUCCUCGUGGUGAAGGCUGUUUUCACCAGUUUAUUGAUGGUUGUGCUGGUGGUGAUUGGACUGAUUCACAGUGGAAAAUGCAAAGGUACAGCCACACAACACAGCACACCACACUAA